Messenger RNA from Ustilago hordei, 921 nucleotides. RefSeq lists its product as uncharacterized. Gene Ontology annotation, cellular component: mitochondrion; cytoplasm. The record is from RefSeq and is a predicted model, not a curated record. The transcript has 4 exons. The coding region runs from base 1 to 921 and encodes 306 amino acids. Lineage: Eukaryota; Fungi; Basidiomycota; Ustilaginomycetes; Ustilaginales; Ustilaginaceae.
AUGUCGCAACCCAAUUGGGAGAUCACCGACUCGGUGAAGCAGAACUCCAUCCUCGCAGCAACCAUGCAAGCUAUGCGUCAAAUUGCACCACUCCAACUUGCCGAAACAUCGUUCGAUAACGUCGGAGUACUACUGCAGGCCCCUCCACCCAUAACUCAGUCCACACACGAAAAACAAGGAAUCAUGCUAGCCAUCGACCUCACCACCGAAGUAUGCGACGAAAUGCUGUCCAGUCCCAAAAACAUCAAGGUAGCUCUCGUCUACCAUCCUAUCAUCUUUCGAGGUCUCAAGUCCAUCACCUUUGCCGAUCCCCAGCAGACCAGUUUGCUUCGCUUGGCUGCUGCUGGAGUCAGCGUCUACUGCCCACACACCAGCUUGGACGCUGCACCAGGAGGUAUCAAUGACUGGCUUGGUAGGGUGGUGUCUGAAAAGGAGAAAUUGGACGAAUUCGACUCUGAUGAGAGGUUGCACGGCUUCCGAUCGCAUGUUUAUCCGUAUCUGAGCCCGGCUAAGAAUGUUCCAAAGGGGUUCGAGUCGGCUGGUAUGGGUAGACUGAUCCAGCUCGAUGAGGCUCAGUCGUUCGAGGAGAUCGUGAGGAGGGUCAAGCAGAAUCUGGACCUGCCACAUGUACAGGGAUGCAAGGCGUCGGACAAGAAAAUCUCCACGAUUGCAGUAUGCGCUGGAUCUGGGUCGAGUGUCUUUUCUGGUGUCAAGGCUGAUCUGUAUCUCACGGGCGAGCUGCCACACCACGAGAUUUUGGCCUACAAAGCUGCCGGAGCAUCGGUCAUCGCCACCAAUCACACCAACACAGAGAGAAAAUACCUACGAGACGUGCUCCAACACUGGCUUCGACGAGAACUCCCAGCACAGUACAGCAUUUCGGUCUCCCAGGCCGAUCGAGACCCCUUGUAUGUCUUCUAG